This is a messenger RNA of Micromonas pusilla CCMP1545, 576 nucleotides long. RefSeq lists its product as uncharacterized. The record is from RefSeq and is a predicted model, not a curated record. Lineage: Eukaryota; Viridiplantae; Chlorophyta; Mamiellophyceae; Mamiellales; Mamiellaceae. The transcript is spliced from 2 exons. Bases 1 to 576 code for a protein of 191 amino acids.
AUGGACCCUCGACCCUCAGCUCGGCUCACGUCCCUGCAGCGCUCGCUGCGCGACCUCGUCUUCCAGCGGUGGCUCGACGGCCGGUGCGAGGACCGCGCGGACACGCACAAGGCGGUCGGCGCCGUGGACCUCUUCGUGCCGUUCUUCCCUCUCGACAGAGCCGCCGUCGAGGCGGUCGUCGCGUCGCACCUCAGGCGCGUUCUAUCUCACACUGGUCCCCAUACGACCGCGUUGGCGUGGGCGCGAAGCGUCCGACGCGCGCGCGCGGGCGAGCUGCGAGGGCUCUCGUGGGACACGCGCGUGAUCGAGUUCCUCGCGAGUCAGGUGGAGUUCGAGCGCGGGUACGCGAUCGAGGGCGGGAAGGAAGCGCCCGCGGUGUUGAGCCGGUUCGUGACGCGGGCGAUUCGGAAGUUGACGACGGCGCGAGGCGGCGGCGGCGGCGGCGGCGGCGGCGGGGGACUGAGCGGCGCGCGCGUGCGUCUCGCCGUCGCGGAUGACGGCAACGAGCUCGUCGCGAGCGUGGAGAGCGAGGAGGAGGAGGAGGAGGAGGCGCGCGCGGCCGCGGGAGAAGCGUAG